Cavia porcellus (domestic guinea pig) is the source of this 1329-nucleotide messenger RNA. RefSeq names its product C-type lectin domain family 4 member G (gene Clec4g). The coding region runs from base 77 to 823 and encodes 248 amino acids. The transcript is spliced from 9 exons. The record is from RefSeq and is a predicted model, not a curated record. Gene Ontology annotation, molecular function: signaling receptor activity. Lineage: Eukaryota; Metazoa; Chordata; Mammalia; Rodentia; Caviidae.
GAAGGAAGAGGGUGGAGCCAGGGUGGGCCCUAGAGCUAAAGGUCCAGCCCUGCCCAAGCCGGGUGCCUGAGGCACCAUGGAGACUGUCAGAUACAGCCAGUGGGACAGCAGCCCCGAGGAAGUACCCGGAGGGCACUGGGGGCGCUGGGAACACCUCAGGCGAUGGGUUUUCUCCCUGGCCCUGGCCAUCCUAGCAGUCACCGUGCUGUGGGCUCUCAUUCUAAGCGUCAUCUCAUCCAAGGCCUCCACGGAGCGCGGGGCACUGCUUGCUCACCAGGACCUGCUGAGAACAAACGCUUCCAAGCAGACGGCGGCGCUGGGCGCCUUGAAGGGUGAGGUCGGAGCCUGCCAGAGCUGCUGCAACGCGACGCAGAGAGAGGUGCGGGCGGCUCUGGCGGAGAUGCGGGAGGCGCAGGUGAAACUAAUGCAGCAGAAAAGCGCCCUGGAAGAACUGAGCCUGCGCGUGACCCAAGACUUGGCUACAGCGGGCAGGGACCGCGAGAACAUUCGCAACGAGCUGUUCCGGGCGCUGGAGGCCGCCAAGCUUCAGAACGGUUCCUGCGGGCAGUGUCCCACAUCGUGGCUGCCCUUCCGGGGCUCCUGCUAUUACUUCUCGGAGCCCCGAACCACUUGGCAAGAGGCGGAGCGCAACUGCGUGGGCAACGCCGCGCACCUGGUGAUCAUCGGUGACCUGGAUGAGCAGGGCUUCCUGACUCGACACACGCGUGGCCGUGGAUACUGGCUGGGAUUGAGGGCUGUGCGCAGCGGAGGCCGGGUCCAAGGCUACCAGUGGGUGGACGGAGUUUCCAUCAGCUUCAGGUGAAGAAAGAGCUCCUGCCACUGGAACGUGGGGGAGCCCAAUGACUCUCAGAGCAAGGAGGACUGCGUCAUGAUGCUUCACUCAGGGCUGUGGAACGACGCGCCUUGUAGCAGCGAACGAGAUGGCUGGAUCUGUGAGAAGAGGAGCAGCUGCUAGGCCGGCCACGCCCACCUCCGUGCCACGCCCACUUCCAGGCCACACCCACCACCGGUGGAGUCCUAGAAUCUGCGCAUGCUCCAAGAAUGCUCGCCAAGACUUCCAUCCACUGCUACUGAGAACCCCUCAGUGCAACCCAGCCCUGCCUAGUGCCUGCCCCCCAGACCCCUGCUCCAGCCUCACCCAUACCCCCUACAUUCCAUCUUAACCUAACUUUCACAAGUUCCAAAAUGCCUGCUCCUACACCUGAGUCGUCCGACCUCACCUCUCUUCCUAGACACAGCCAGGAAACUGAGGGAUGGGCUGUUUGAUUCCUGUAUUUCUGAACCAUUAAUAAACGUUUGAGAAAUUAA